AUGUCCAAAGCUAGCAAUGACAAAACCCCAAAUGAUGGUCUCGCCAAUUCUAUCCACACCCCAGGUAACUCCACAAUAGAUCAAACUAUGAGCGCCCCUCAGAGCCCCACCACCAACCACGCUCCCACAUCUGAGGAACAAGCCAUCCUAGUGCACCUAGCACUGGCAGACAUGAACAGAUCUGUGUUAAGCCAAAACGGCACAAACCAUAGCACAACCCUCCUCCCCCAGUUCACCCCACCUCUGAAUGGGGGAUUCCCAAAAGUGCACAUGUCACACUCCACACAAAUUUUUGACCAUCUCGAUAACAGGGUUCUGCUCACCUGGUUCCAGGUUGAGCAGCCUAAAUUCAUGGACCGGGUAUUUGAUCACUCCAGAAGAGACAUAGCUGAACGAGCCACCAUCAUAGUGGAACAUGUCCAUGCCAACAUCACUACCAUAGCAGAGUCCACUCACCAUGAUGCCCUUCCAGUUCACGUUUUUCCUCCACAACCCCAAGGUGGCAAGGGAGCAAAAAACUUCCCAAUAGGAUUCUUGGUCCACAGAGUAUCCAACGAGACCAAGAACCUACUGCUGAACCAAUGCAUAUGGUCCAUGACAGAUUUAACUUUCGAAGCCCUUCCAUUUAAUUGCACACACCCCCCAGAACUCCUCUUCGGCUCAACUGGCUUCACAACCUUAGACAUAGUAACCAUCCUACAAGCCAUCUCGGAAACCUGGACCCAAGACAACAACCGUUACUGCAUUGAAGAAUUCUUCUCAAAAUGCAGCCUUCCUGAUGAUGAACUGAUAUAUAAGGCAACCCAAGACUUCAUCACGUCAUGCCACGUCAAGCUUCUUGACUUCAAAAUAACAGGAGGCCUUUUAGUCCCCCACUUCAACAUUCUCACAACCAGCCCCACCAACGAUGCAAAAACCUGGACUGACCUCAGAAGUUACCUAAGCACUCUCAACUACCCUACCAGCCUUGAUGGUUACAGAACUGUGACGGCACUCUUCACAUGUCAAAUAUGUCACUCCCUCACCCACCCACAAGGACUCUGCCUGUUCCCACUUGUCCCCCACUGGAACGGCCUGAAAGUAGGCAACAGGAAUAAUAACAACACACCACAUCAGAUAGGGAGGGCUAGAGGCAGCAGACCCGGACAAAAUAUCUGA
This is a messenger RNA of Suillus paluster, 1158 nucleotides long. RefSeq lists its product as uncharacterized. The transcript has a single exon. The record is from RefSeq and is a predicted model, not a curated record. NCBI's taxonomy places the organism in Eukaryota, Fungi, Basidiomycota, Agaricomycetes, Boletales, Suillaceae. The coding region runs from base 1 to 1158 and encodes 385 amino acids.